AUGAGUUCGGCGCCUCGUACUCGGACAAAGCCAUGCGAUCAAAGUCGAGAAAAACAUCUGAAAUACGGCAAGCACGAAGCAUCUCUAACGGAAGCAGUUUCAGAAGCGCCCUCCGGCGUUUUCGGGACAUCCCAAAGCCAUGAGGGCUUCAGCGCCUCUCAAGACCUUUCUCAACUAUCACUUACUUCAUCACCCAGUGGACAAUCGAAUUCUGCUACUAAUCACUAUGGAACGUCAUCACUUCCUGUUUUCCCAACGCAAUGGCCGCACUCCUCUCCUGAAGAGGAUACAGGAAAGCAUGUGAACCCUAGCGGGGCUGAUGGACAGUCACCCUUUGGGCAGUUCAACCCCCAGCUUUAUCAAACGGAUACACUUCCUUCACUGAUGGAACUGGAACUCCAGAAUCCAACUUCACUGCUGAGUGCCAAUUCGUCUCAGUCACUGGGCCCAGAGGAAGCUUGCCUCCUUCGUUGCUUCGUUGAGAAACUCGCCAGAGCGUUUGACACUACUGACAGAGAUCAUCAUUACACCUCAGUACUUCCUCUCCGAGCUGUACAUAGCCCUCUGCUUCUCAACGCCAUAUGCACCGCCUCAGCACGCUUCCUCACUCGGUUCUCCUCACUCCAAGACCCUGACAGAGUGUUCGAAUAUGCGGGGACACAGCUUCCAGACCUCAACAUGGAAUCAGCUAUCCAUUAUCACAAUAAGUGCAUCUCACAUCUGAUGGGAGUAUCAGCAGAUCCGAUCAACUCUUGUAGUGACGAUGCUCUGGCUGCCAUUACGAUACUGAGAUAUCAUGAGCAGGUUGAUACCCACUUUACCGGUAUCGAUAACGAGACCUUUUCGAUUGCAGUUCGCGCCAUAUUCCAAGCAUCCCAGAAUGACGCAGAUGGACUUCUUCACCUGAUUCUUCAACCUCCCCGCGGCUCAGAUGUCUAUGCAACUUCUCUCUCUUCCCUCAGAUUCUCGGCCUUGGAAAGCUAUGGCAUCUUUGAUGAUACGUUGGCUGCUGAUGACUACGACUGGACUAACCGAGUCCUCAUCUGGUGUGCUCACGUUCUCAAAUUCUGCUAUCCAGAUGAUGAUGACGAACAACCAAUCGAUAACCGCACGCGGUCUCAACAAUGGGAAGCUAUCAAAGACUUCCAGAGAAACUGGGACGAGAAACGACCACCUCAUUUCGCACCUCUCUACUACCGCGAACGCAGCCCAUCAGAAGGUCGAUAUUUCCCCCAAUACUGGAUCACAAGCCCAUGCCAAAUGCUAGCCCUUCAACACAUCGAACUAGCACGUAUAGUCCUUGCCGUGCACGACACCAAGAUCCAACUCGGCAUCGGCGGCAGGGCUGCCCAUAAAGCACUGGAAGAGCUUAUGAGAGACUCAACAAGACGUGUUUGCGGGUUUUCUAUGUCACAGAAGUGGUACCGAGAGGGAAUGGUGACUGCUGUAGUCGGACUGUCCAUGUGUGGCGAGUAUUUCCAAGACCCGGGAGAACAGGCUGCGAUUAUGGAGUUGGUUACGUUGCUUGAGCGUGAUCAUGCUUGGCCGACCAUUACUUUAUUGAACAAGCUUUGGGAUACUUGA
Messenger RNA from Fusarium subglutinans, 1584 nucleotides. Its product is annotated as major facilitator superfamily transporter. Lineage: Eukaryota; Fungi; Ascomycota; Sordariomycetes; Hypocreales; Nectriaceae. The transcript has 6 exons. Gene Ontology annotation, molecular function: DNA-binding transcription factor activity; transcription cis-regulatory region binding. The record is from RefSeq and is a predicted model, not a curated record. Gene Ontology annotation, biological process: positive regulation of transcription by RNA polymerase II. Gene Ontology annotation, cellular component: nucleus. The coding region runs from base 1 to 1584 and encodes 527 amino acids.